Molecule: messenger RNA, 675 nt
Organism: Talaromyces stipitatus ATCC 10500
Lineage: Eukaryota; Fungi; Ascomycota; Eurotiomycetes; Eurotiales; Trichocomaceae
Exons: 2
Coding region: 1-675 (224 amino acids)
Source: RefSeq, a predicted model, not a curated record
AUGCGAUGGUGGACCGCACAAUCAGAGGCAGUCAAGUGCUUGAAUGACGAUGAGAUUCGGAAUAUCCGCUAUGCGAUGCGAGUGUCGUGGCAGGAGCGGGUUGUUCAAUCUAUUGAAACUCAAUCUACAGGUGGUUCUCCUUCUGGCUCUAGUGAACAUGGAAUAUGUUUUACGAUCCCCGAACGUACAUCUGGGUGUAAAAGUCUGGUUGAAAGAACAGUUUACAAUGGAUUACAUUGUGUAUCAGUGGUCGUGAAUGAAAAGGCCGUUGCCGGAUUCACUUUACAUUGGCUGGAGGUUCCGGUUCUAAUCCCUAAUGACGAUAAUACAGUCAACUUCAGUGCACUGGCGAGCAGAUUCCAGCCCAAGUUCCCUGUCGGCCUGCGAUUGGAUUGUUUCCCGUAUGUGCUUGAGGAGGGUCUACACUCAGCUAGACCAUAUCUCUGGCUAGGUGAGCCUGUACCUAGCUUUGGACCAGAUACGGAGAGAGCGACAAAGACAGGGACAGUUUGGGGUACAGACAGGUGGGGGAGAAAUAGGCCCGCUCAAGGUGGACAUCAAGCAUAUCGCACCGACGCUGUUUGCCCGGCUGCUGAAGUGAAGUUCUCUCAUGAAGCUCCACAAGAGUCAGAGUGUGGACACGGGCAGCAAGAUAGCUUAGGAUACAAAACAUAA